This is a messenger RNA of Cynara cardunculus var. scolymus (artichoke), 887 nucleotides long. RefSeq names its product small heat shock protein, chloroplastic. The coding region runs from base 114 to 758 and encodes 214 amino acids. The transcript has 2 exons. Lineage: Eukaryota; Viridiplantae; Streptophyta; Magnoliopsida; Asterales; Asteraceae. The record is from RefSeq and is a predicted model, not a curated record.
CUACUUCAUAACUCCGCCACGUAAGUAACGAGCGUCGUCACAAUCCGAAAAAAAGCGUCCGAUAUAAUCCUCGCUGCAUUCGUCGCCGACGAUAGUCAUCUACCACCGGAGAAAUGGCUACCUCCGUCGCUCUCAAGAGAGGCAUCACUGCAGUUACUCCUCUCAACAGGCUUUUUGCUCCAAUCCGUUCCGUCUCUGCCGCUCCUUGCCUCCGACGGUCGUUCAAUACUGAUUCCUCUCAGGUUUCCGCUUAUGAAGAUUUUAAUCGAAGCGUUGAUGCGGAUCGCCGUCCUGAUUCGUCCGUCUAUCGCCGCCGUGACAACGAUUUCUUCUUAGAUCUGUUUGAUCCAAUCUCUCCGACGAGAAGCCUGAGCCAGAUACUCAACAUGAUGGACAAAUUCGUGGACAAUCCGUUCAUGUCCGCAUCUCGUGGAAUAGGAUUCGGACCAAGGAGGUCAUGGGACGCAAAUGAAAACGAAGAGACUCUCAGCCUACGGUUUGACAUGCCAGGCCUGGACAAAGACAAUGUCAAGAUCUCUGUCGAACAGAACACACUAAUCAUCAAAGCGGAGGCGGAGAAGGAGUCGGAGGAUGAUGAUGAGCCGCCGCGGAGGUACUCUUCGAGAAUCGAUCUGCCGAUGGAUGUAUACAAGCUGGAGGAGAUCAAGGCGGAGAUGAAGAAUGGUGUGCUGAAAAUUACGGUUCCGAAAGUGAAGACAGAGGAAAGGAAAGAAGUGAGGCAGAUUCAAGUAGAGUGAAUAUGAGAUGGUUUUAGUUGGAGUAGAAAAUAACAAAUGGUUUUUGUGCUAAUUGUGGUCAAUACUUGUUGAAUUUGCUUGUACUGAACUUCUUUGAUUUGCAUAUUAAUGGGUUUGUUCUACUAAAAA